Molecule: messenger RNA, 15312 nt
Organism: Centruroides sculpturatus (bark scorpion)
Lineage: Eukaryota; Metazoa; Arthropoda; Arachnida; Scorpiones; Buthidae
Exons: 11
Coding region: 199-15240 (5013 amino acids)
Source: RefSeq, a predicted model, not a curated record
CAUUUAUAAUAAUUUAUACUCUUCAACUUUUUGUGUUCUUUACGUCACUAGUUAAACCGGAAAUAAUACGCCAUCUGACGAUACAAAUAUGUUGGUUUAUAACGUGUUUUUAUCGUCGGAGGAUUAGUACAUACGACCAAAUUGUGUACGAGGGGUCGGGAGCGUGUUCGCACCUCCCGACCGUUUUAAGGUCAAGAAAUGCCUUCUGUGAUAGCAAAAAGUUUUCAGGUUUGCGAAAGUCUCGGUGUAGGUCACUCGGAAGGCGAAGGACGUACCUUAAGGCACCAUCCACAUUUUACUACACCUACAAGAAUCGCAGAACGAAAUGCUCCACUUUUUAUGAAAGGAGUGAAACAAAGUAAAAAUAAUUACGAGAAUUUACAACGUUUGGGAAAUAAAAAUAUGAAAUGCCACCGAAUAAACGAACCACAUUUAGACGUAGCCAUCAAUAACCGUUCUGAUGAUCAGGUUAAAAAAUCGGAAAUAAAAGCAACUGAAGAAACACACGAAAAAAUUGUAAAAUACGAAGGAAAUAGAAGAAUUAAAAGGAAAAUAAUUAAAACAACUGAAUUUAGUCAUAUUAAAACAAAAUGCACAAAUGCCGAAAAAUUGGAUGGUUUCCUUAAUGGCAACAGAAAUGAAGAAUUAAAGAAAAAUGAGUUAUGUGAUUGGUUGAAAUUAAAUGGCUUCAAAACACAAAGAGAUAAAGCAACGGAAUAUGAUUAUAAUCAAUCUAAACUAAGUAAGAAAUCGGAUAAGAAAUAUUUGCACCAUAAAAACAGAGUUAAUGAACGAGAAAAAUCGACUUUUUAUAAAAAAGAUUCUUCUAGAGAAGUAUCGCAAGAUGAAAUGAUAAGAACGUAUUCUUCCGAAAGCACCGAAUAUGAAACCUCGCAAGAUGAAUUGAUGAAAACAAACUCAACAGAAAGCAUCGUAAAUGAUACUUCAUCGAGUUACGAAUAUGACAGACUUAACAAUUCUGAUCAUAUUCAAAAAGUUAAUGUAUCAUAUUCUAAAACAUCAAUGAAUUCUCCUCCAAUUUCUAUCAAGAAAGAACAAUGGCCCGAUAUAAAAUGCAAAAUGAGAGUUCUAUCGACGAAAGAUAAACCAUCUGUUAUUCCUACCAAUAUUGUUUAUCGUAAAAAUUUAGAAAAUGGAGACAACAGAGAUUAUUCAUCAUCGGAACUAGAAUGGGAAACUACACACGAUGAAAAACCAAUUGCUACGUUUAAAAUUAGGCAGAAUAAAAAAUAUACAUCGUUGGAAGAACAAGAGUAUAUAAAUGGAUCGAAAUCGAUAACCAUUGAUAAAAAUUCUGCAAGAGAAAAGCCACCGUCUCCAACAGUUAUGUUCAGAAUUAAAACACCUACAAAAUCCGAUAAGUACCAGUAUCAUAACACAAUUAAUAACACAACAUCAGACGAAACAUCUACUUUAUCUUCAGUUUCCGUUCAUUCUAUAGAUCAUUUUGUUGCAGAGAGUACAACAAAUACUCUUACUGACUACAUUCGAGAGGAUCGUUUAUCUUAUCAAACGCCAUCGAAACAAAGAUACGAAUACAAAGAGAAUUUAAUAGAAAAAGACUCCAGCUCCGAGAACUUUUCGACUCAUUCUUCCAAAGAAGAAGAAAUAAAAUACCAAAAUAAACCGAUUGAAAUUCUAUUUAGAAUUAAAUCUUACGACGAAGAAAAUACUACAAAUAAAAAGAAUACAGAAAAGAUAAUUGAUAAAACAUAUUCGAAACAAUUUUCUGACAUCAAAUCUCCUUCCACCGAUAGCAAUUGUUCAGUGGAAAGCGAACACACUCACUCGAAUCGAACGUAUAAUCAAUUUACUAGCGACAGUAAAGUUAAUGAUAAAAAUUUUAGUUUUCCGAAUAAAAAGGAUAAUUAUUCUGCAUUUAAAAAAGAUAAAACGUUUGAAGCGUUUAGAGGAACAUCGGAAAUCGUACAUCGUAUUUCAAAACCGGUCAAGUCUUACGGAACAAAUACACAGACUUUUGACGAGAAAUCAAAAUCUGAUUCUUCAAUAAUGAAAAUUUUCUCAUACAAUUCCCAGAAAUUUGUACCAAAAGUCGAAAAACCGAAAUAUCAGGAUUAUUCUCAGAAUAUUUCUAUCAGAAAAUUUGAAAAAGAAAAUAAAAUGACAAGAAAUGAAGACGUCGAAGAAAUAAAACAUGAAAUUAUUUCGAAUAAGUAUGAAAAUUCAUUAUUCUCAAACAAUAAAGUAUCGGAUAGAAUUCCUGGUUCAGAUCCCAGUAAAAAAGAAUGGAAUCAAAAUAAUUACGUAAGAACAAUAAAAGAUAAUAAUUUAUCCGACUCACAUAAUAAUUAUCCAGAACAAUCGCACUUUGUAGUUAGAAAACCCGCACGCAUUUCUUCUGAAUUUAAAAAUAAUGAGACUUUCGAGGAGAAGAAAGCAUCAAAUGAUAUAAAUAAAUACGUUGAGAUAAAACAUUACAGAUCUGACUUUUUAAAAGAAAAAUCAAUUGGAAAUGAUAAUCUUCGUCACAGUCCAAACAUCGAUACGAUCCAAUCCGAUGUGAAAUAUGCUUCACAAAGUUUUCAUGUAAAAUGCAACACGCCGUAUCAAAAAAGAAAAGAAAAGGAGGACGACAUUCAAAUACAAAAAUGUGUAAACUUCGAUGAUCUGAAAACGGAAACUUUGAUACUUAAUAAAUAUUUCGAUACAAAAUCCGAAAAGACCAAUUCAGAAAAUCAUCCUAAAGAAAAGCGAUCAUUCGAUGAUGUUUAUGCAUUUUCAAGGAAUUAUACCAAUCUGAAAAUAUCUGAAAAUCAAUCGCAUAGCAAUAGUAAUAAAAUGUCUCAACUACUUCGUGUAGAAAUCCCUCCGCAUUGUAAACCAUCGAAUACAAAAAAAGAGCCGAAUGUAAAUUUACAGGAGGUAGACAAACGUCCCGACAUCUGUAAUAAGAAAAUUUACGAAGAAAUAAAAUUGAAUUCGUUGGAAACCAAUACAGAGAUUGAUUAUCGUAAGAUUAAUUUAAAAUAUUUUCCCAACGAUCGGGAUAAAACCAACGAGAAAACUUCAUCUCUCUUUAACAAUAUAAAAUGGCAUUCAGUAAAUAGAGAAAAAAACGAAGAAUUUUCAUCCGAUUUCCACAAUAAAAGUCUUUCUACCGAAAUUUUAACGAAAAAAUCUAUUUUUACAGAUGACGAUAUUGAAAAAAUCGAUAGAUUGAAAGAUUUCCGAAGAAAUAAAUUAAAAUGCCAAUCAUUUAAAACUGAAAAUCAUAUUAGAAAUGUGGAAAAUUCCAGAGAUGAAAAUGAAUUUUAUUCUCGUCUCGAUGCUAUAAAACAACUAGAAAGAAUUUCUGAAGAAAAUCGAAAAUUUAAGGAGGACAUCGAGAAAAUCAAUUCAAAUCAUAAGCAUUUAUCUGGAGUAUCCAUUCGUCCGGAUAUUUCAAGAAUUAUCCAGAAUGAAAAAUUCUAUAAUGAAGUUAUAGAGAAGACAAGCAAAAAUUAUCCAGGGUUAAACAGACAAUUAUUCAAUUCUAGAAGUCAAGACUUAAAAACAGAAAAUAAAGGUUCUAAGAUUGACGAUAAGACAGUUAAAGAAACGUAUACCGUCCAAGUUCAGUUAUCUCAUAAAGGAUUUCGAAUAAAAAAUUGGAAGGAAGAAGUAAUUAUUCAUCGAAUGUUAUUUACCUCCUUCAAAUACUGUGACAAACCUGCGUAUGACGUCACAAAAUCGAAAAACGUCAUUAGCGAGAAACGUUUUUAUAUCGAUGCGGCAAACAGGUAUAAAUUUACUAAAUCCGAAAAUUCCAAAAGAGAAAAUACAAGUAUUUCGAAUAAUUCAGAAAAUAAUUAUAUUCGGGAUAUUUUUUCCAUGCGAAAUAACGGUUAUUUGUUUAAUAUUAGAGCGGACAAUACAUCGAAAAGAGCUACUUCGUUAUACGUCGUAUGGAUACCAGACUUUUAUAAAACAUCGACUUUUGAUGAAAAUUCGAUCGUGGAUCCACCCAAGGUGACUAAUUUCUUAUCGACAUUACAUAAUUGUUUUAAAGAUGUAGAUACCGUUUGUGACAAAAGACCGGUUUGGCCACCUUUAUUGCAAGAAUAUAAAUAUUCCGCUGUCUCUGCUCUGCUUAAGUCAGAAUGGUCGACAGGUGGUUGUUCGAUGUCACAUGAAGAAAGCGUGCCAAUUACUCGUGUCAAACCGCUGACAUCUUUCAACCUUUCCUGUACUGAAAAUUCUACAACUAACUCGCAAAAGCUAUCGCCUACCGUCAUCUCCAGCAUCACCAUUCCAUUUACGGUUCGAAGUGCGCAGAUAAAAGAACGUUCUUCCGGAUUUCUUAUGCCCAGAAAUAUGUUUCAAAAUUCUCAUCAGUUUCAGCAGAAUUUACCAAACAUUUGUCAUCAUAGACAGGUGAGUUUUAGUGAAUCUUCUUUAAUAUCUCAUAAAGAAAAGCCUACUGUACUUCGAGCUCUUUACGUCCGGACAGAUAAUUGUUCUCUUAACGAUUGCAUUGUUAUCAGAAAUGCUUUCAACGUUCCUCCUCAACGCACAGCUCAAAUCAGUUUAACAUCUCAUCCAAACUUACGCUCAACAACAGAUCAAUUAAAGGUGUUCCAAUCGGUUUGUCAGCAAGCAAUUUCCAUUAGUGAAAAUAUAACUGCUUGGUUUAUAUUGAAAAAGAACGUUAUUCCCAAUUAUGAAAUAGUUAGUUACUUUCACCAACUAGUUUUAACAAAUAUUAACUGUGAAUAUCCCUUAUCUAUUGUACUUCCUACUCUAAAUAAGAUCGUAGAGUUAAAUGGACAGUACGUCAGUAAUGCUUUAGAGUACUCCAUCAACUCUAUAAAACUUCAAACUUCAAUUUAUUUUCCUUAUCUUAUUAUCUCCGAACAAGAAUAUUCACCAACAGAACAGAAAGAAGAAUCUUAUUUAAUAGCAAAGAUAUCAAGAGUAUUUUUAUUCGGUCCAGAGAAGAAUUUUAAGUCAGUUAUAAGAACACAAAGGACUUGUCUUCGUAAUGAAGAAAAUUCUAAAUUUAGAUCUACAGAGAUGAGAAAUAAUUUUGAGAACUUUUUGCCAUUUAGUAAACCAAAAAAUUUAGUAAUCCAAAAUUUACAAGAUUAUGAAGCAACAUAUCGGUGCCACUCAAUUAGUAAAGAAGAUCGCAGACAAGAUUUGAUUCCUUGUGAAAAGUUGGGAUUAAUAUCAAGCGCGGAUUCUCUGGUUGCUAAAUAUUCUUACAAAACACCGUCGAAUCAAAAUAAUGCUAUAAAAGUAUCAUGUAGACAACUGGAUAAACCUUCUCAAGAUUCAAAUAUUUAUUCUCCAAAAGUUGCUAAAUAUACUGAUUUAUAUUAUAAUAAGCAUUUUUUAAAUUAUAUAUUUGUUGAUGGAAUAAAAUCAAAAGAAUUGUUAAUACCGAGGUUAUUAUUAAUCAAGCCAAAAAUUAAAUUCCAUAAAAACAUAAGAUUCUGCAAUCUUCUUUUCUAUCCAACAAUAGAGAAUUCUUUAAUAUUAUUUAAUAAACCGCAAAAUGAAAACUGCGUGUGUUCUUGCAAACACAUUUUAGAAUAUCCUAUUGUAAUGAAUAUAAAUUUUGUAGAAUUUCCUCUUAAUAUCAAUGUUUCGAGCAGAAGUGAAGAGUUAAUUCCGAAAUUAAAUGCAAGAUUGUAUGAUUUUCAAGAAUAUUCCAAUCAUUUAAUAAUUCAAGAUAAUUGUGAAUCGGAAAUGACAGUCACUUGUUUUAACAGAGUUAAACCAUUUUUACAAAUGCCGAAAGAUACAGAAACUUAUUUUAAUGACUAUAUUACAAAAGAAAGAAGCAUCGCUUAUGAAUCAAUUAGUGUUUUCACGGCUUCGUCUGUUAAUAAAAUUAACAUUAAGUGCAAAAUAGAGAAAAGUGAUCAUUUACAAAUUCAAAAUAUCAAAUGUAGCUACCCGAUGAAAGUGUUAACGGAUCGUAUUCUAGACGAAAAGAGGAUGUUUAGUUUUGAACCGAAUAAUUGUAAAGAAAGUCAUUCAUUAUUUUCAGCUAAUGAUCUUUUUAACACGAAAUUUAACAUCACCGAGAAGAAAGCAGAAAGAAAAUUUGUUUCGUUAAACUUCAAUGCCAACUUCGCACGUAAAAGUAUAACGGACUAUAAAAAUUCCGUCAAAAGUCAGUUUCAUUUACCAGUAUCGCAUCAUUCUUCAAUACAAACCGUAAAAACAUUUCGUCCGCUAAAAAUAUUUUAUUUUUCUUCAGGACCAGAGCAACUACUCAGUACUAGAAUUUUCGAAACAAGCUUAUUAAAUUAUAUUAACAAGAGCUAUUAUUUCUGUGAUCAGUGUGUAAACAUGUUUUCUUCAUUUUCUUCAAAAGAAAUAAUUUCAAAUGUAAAGCUUGAAUGUGAUUUAUUACAAUAUAUUUACAAAUACAUUCCUUACGUAGACAAUAGUUUAAGAAAAUUUUUAAAUCCUCCAUUACGUGCUGAAAAACUUUCAUCUCAAGUUGACUUAUCGUAUGAAUUGAACGUGAGUAACAACAUUUCAUUCGGUAGUGUAAAAUCCUUCCCUGGUCAACGUCUUCGAAAACGUUUUUUGAACAUGACUUGUGAAGAUACUCUACAGCAACAUAUUUUUACUAAAUGUUUAUUUGAAAAUAAUUCCUUAAGUGUAUUUAAACUUCCUUUAUGUAAAAAACAGUUCCCAAGAUAUGAAAGCAUUCUUUCUGAGCACGUAUUUAAAAAAUCAAUUUUACAUGAAAACAAUAUUAAGAUAAUUUAUAUAUUUCCAUUUUCUACCAAGAAAAUUGAAAAAAUUUCUAUAAAGAGGGAACAUCAGCCGAUUUGUAAAUGCGUUACUUACUUACAAGAUACUCUACCAACUUUCAUUCUUGUUACCUCUCAAGCAGCUGAAUGCCAUUAUGAAUUUCAUACCGAACAAGGUCUUUGCAACUUUUUUGUCGAUGCUUCUUAUGCAUUAAAGAAUUUUAAAUCUAUUCUUCCAAAAGAAACGAAACUCCUGCCGUAUUUUGAAAAAAGCCAUCAGAUAAUUUCUGUUAUUAUAUUUUCAGUAAACGAAUCCGUAAAAGUAUUUAAUAUUCUUUUAUCACCUUACAAAUCUGUAAAUUGUGCAUUUGAAACUAACUUACUACAAGCGAUUUGCUCGAAGGUAAUGCAUUUGGAAGAGGAUGUUAAGAUUUUUUCUGCUUCAUCUCUUCAACAAGCAAAAUUAGAAAUUAAAUACGAAGAUAUAGAUAUUCCGAUAAAGCAUAUUAACAUUCAUUCUAUUCCUGUUAAUUAUUCAUUAAUAUAUUUUAUAACUUCAAGAAGAAUACGUGGACGAUCGCAUUUAAUAUUUGAAACGAAAUUUUUACAAGAAAUCAAAAAGUGUCAAUUGUUCUUUGAAAACUCUUUAAAUAUUUCUGAAUCAUCAGCACCUUUACUUGCUGAAAAAAUUGAUGUCUUUUCUGAAACUGAUUUCCUUCAACCACUUUGUAUCAAUAAUGUGUAUCUAUACGAUAACAUCAAAAUCCUUUCUAUUCCCGAAACGUCUCAAAAACAGGCUAAUUACACACUUUUGUUAAAUAAGUACGUUUGUAAUGAUUUCAUACGUGUUUAUGACUCAGUAAACACAUUUGAUGUUUCUUCUUCGAUGUUUUUAAAAGCUGUCAGAAAUAAUGAAUUGCGUGUUUUAGAAAAUACUUUUAAAACUUUUUCAUCUAUUAAUUAUGCUCAACUGGUUUUUAACGUUAAGCCAGUACAAAAAAUACAAUUUGUAAAAAAUAAGAAACAGAACGAGCCUCAAGAUAUCGAAUUAUAUAAUUGCGGAAAUCUGUGUUUUAAUCGCAACAGUAUGAAAGAAUUAUUGUUAGAAGUCAAAUUUCAAUCAUCUUUAUUGAAUUGUGCAUGCUUAAAUUGCAUUUCCAAUCAUACUUCUUUGCAAGUUGUUUCUUCUUUCAUGUCUUAUCCACAGUUUACAGCUGAAUGCAAAUUCGACCAUUUAUCAUAUAUCGAUAAUUAUCGUGCAGUUAUUAAUUAUCCUAUAGACAUAUUUGUUGUUCCAAAUUAUUUAAUAGAGCAAAGUAAAUAUACAUUGAUACCUGGAUUAAAACAAGGAUUAUAUGUGAGUGAGAAAAAUGAAUAUAUGUCUAUAAAAUUCAAAUGUAAUUUACAUAACCUAAUUACGUAUCAUGCUAAAAGGAAUUGUGAAAUUCGUCCUUUAAAUAUUGCUUUUAAAGAUUUCAAUAUUAUGAAUCACUCAAUAAACUCUUUUCUUUCGGAUUUUCAAAAAUACAAGCCAUGUUAUGUGUACGAAACAUUAUUAUAUAAACCAAGUAUAUCCAAAUAUUUUAUACAUCAUCCUUUCAAAUUCUUUACAGUCUCUUCUUUAUCCUCUGAAAGUACUAAAUAUGUUUUAUGUACUGAUUCACCUAGGCAUACCUGCAUUUCUUCGAAUUGUUUAGAGGAUAACCUCAGUUUGUUUCAACUUUCCUUUUCCCUAAAUAAGAAGUUUUUGAAAAUUAGCAUUCAGCCUCAAUUUUGUUAUUUCAAUGAAUGUGUUUCAAUAUAUUAUCCUUUCAAAAUAUUUUUGAAAACAACUCCAACUGAAAUGAAAAUAUAUCCAAAAUUUGAAAGUUUUUUGUCGUAUAUCUGUAAAACUGUCUGUACUACGGAUAAUUCGUUAAAAGUAUUCACUAUAUCGAGUGAGACAAAUACAUAUAAAAAUGCUCUAAAUGAAACUAUUUUCAUUCGACAGUUGUGUAUGAUGAGUUCUUUACGUGAAGAAAUUAAUUGGUUUUCUAUUCCUUAUUAUAAAAAAGAAGCUUUAAAAUCGUUAAACGAAAUUCGCCUUCUUCAGUACAUCAACAUAGAAGAUGUUCGUGUUAAUUAUUCGAUAAGUGAACAUUAUAAUAUUUCUUCUCAAUUAAAAUCGAAGUUACGACCAAAAUUUGAAACAGAUUUAACAAAUCAUCUUUCCAAAUCAGAUACUUUUGUUAAUGAUCCAUUGACUGUUUUUUCUAUUGUUAUAAAUGAAAAUGAAAAUUUUGUAAAUUGUAUCAUCGAAAAUGAAUUGUGUAAGCAAAUCCGUACGGAUAUAAUAAUUCCAUUUUAUACUUUAAAUAUUUUUUCUGUUCUUCCUAAACCAGAAAACCUAUUACGAGUUAAUCAUGAAAAUCGAUUAUUACAAAGUGUUUGUACUCGUUUUGAGGUGUUAAAUUACCCACUUAAAAGUUUUAUUCCUUUACCUUCAUUAAAAGUGUUCUGCACACCAAAAUUUGAUAUUCGCACAUACAUUUGUAAAGAAAUUAUCAUCAUGAACUCUCCGUUAAAAAUAUUUUCAGUUCUUCAAGUAUCACAUGAAAAGUGCUAUUGCAUUUUGCAAGAAACUGAUUUACAAGUUGAAGUUAGUAUUCAACAGUUAUGUGAUUUUGUGAAUGAUCUAAAUGUGCAAUCUUUUCUGAUAAUGCAAUCGGAAAAACCAAUAUAUCAAUUACUAGAAUAUACUAUUAAAACAGAUAUUACGAAUGAGUAUCCAUUGAAGAUAUUUACAGUUUAUUCUCCGGAAAGAUUGAUAACGAAUCAAUUAUUGGAAACUUCUUUGUCUAUCACGAAAAACUUAGUCGCCAUUGAAGAUUCUUUAAAGUUAUUUACUAAUUCAUCUUGCUCAGAACAAAUAUUUUCUUACACUGCUUCUGAAAUAUACCAAUUAAAGAACAACUUAGAAAACUGUAUUAUAACUAUGGAUUCUUCAUUGGAAAUAAUUAAAUUAUCAAAGCAAGAAGAAUAUAAGUAUUUAAAUAUAAUUACAGAUUUUGACGAUAACCUUCAAGUUGUUUCUAAAACAAUACAUUUUGUAAAUUAUCCGAUAAAGUCAUUUUCUACCCUGGUGCUUCAAAAUGAAAAAUAUAUUAAUUGCUCCAUUAAUCCUUUUCGAGAAUUAUUUACAUAUAUUAAAAAUUCGAAUGAUUCUAUAAAUAUCUUUUUUCUUCGUUUACCUAAACAAGAAAAUCUAUUACAAACCAAAUCUGAAAUACGUCUUCUGCAAAACUGUUAUGUGCAAUUUGAUUAUAUUAACCACACUCUCAAAAUAUUUAAUCUUUCUUCACCAGUUAGUGCAACGGCAGAAAUUAAAUUUGAAACUGAAUUAUUGCAAAACAUCUCUCAAACUUCUUGUUUCAUUAAUUAUGCCCUUGAAAAUUUAUCUACUUUUAAUUUAAAAUCUUCAAGAUACAUAGACUUACACAGAGAAAAUAAAAUAAAACCAGAAAUAUGCUCAUACGAAUCUCGCAAUUUAAAGCAUAAUUUUCAAGAAGACAUACCUCAAGCAAAGUACGAAUCUUAUUUUCCACAACAUGUUUGUGUAUCAAAAUGCACUUUAUUCGAAGAAUUUGUAGAAAUGUUUCAAUCUUCUCCAGAAAUAAAGCAUAAAUUAGCAUUAGAAAUGCAAGAAGAACACAUCGACAAAACAUUCUUUUCUCUCCUGUAUCCACUAAGUUUAUUCCAAGUUUCUCCUGUUAAAAUAGCGUUGGCAAAAAUAUGUAUUAAGGAAGAUUUGAAUACAUAUUACGAAAGUUCGGUUUGUACGUUUGAUAGUGUAAAUUUAUUUUCUGCUGAUCAACAAAGACCAAAAUUAUUCAAACUUAAAUGUGAUAUUUAUCUUCGAGAUCAUAUUUACGUACAGUGCAGUUUACUCAAUUAUCCAUUUGCAACGUUUGCAAACUCCACGCCAAAAGAAGAGAAAAUUCAGCCGAGUCUAAACCUCAGAUUAUUACAUUAUAUUAAUAAAUCAUUGCUUCCUGUUUCCGAUUCUUUUUCAAUAUUUUCAACUUUACAAGAAAAUUCUUUAAAAUUGGGCCAAACUAAUAUAUAUCAAAUGGCUUUUUCGAGCGAAAUUCCUUCAAAUUAUAUUUUGCAGACAUUUUCUUCGUUCCCCGUAAAGAAUAAAUCACUAAAAAAUUUUAAAGACAAGAUUGAAAAAUGUUUUUACAAGUUGACUGAAACGUUCGUUAAUGUAGCCUUAAAAUCAAACAGUCUAGUCAAGAAAAUUCAUAAUUCUAAGCAUGUUUUUAUAAGUGUUUCGUUUGUUGAAGAAUCGUUACAAGUGUUUUCACCCUUUCGAUUGACAAAUACAUCAAAAAGAGACAGUUCAAUUCAAUCAAUGUAUAUUGAUAAAGCAUCUUUGUGCAAGACCAAGAAUGCAUGUUUUGAUUUUGUUUGUCGUGAAGAAAAAUUCGUGAAUGAAAGUCGUGAAAUACGUCCUCUUCUUAAUGUCAUUUCAAAAUGUGAUAUCAUUAGUCAUGGUUUAAUAAUGUUUGAAGUUCCUUAUUUAGAAGAUAAAAUUGAAUUCAUUUCUGGAAGUGACUUAUUUUACUUGUGUAAUUCUAUAAACCAUCCAGUAAAAUGUUUUUCGGUGUCGUGUUCUCCGUCUGAAAUAUGUUCAAAAUAUUUUUACAGCUUAAAUCACGAGAUUUUCAUUGAAGCACAAAAUCCGAAUCAUGUGAUAAAAUUAUUUUCUGUUUCUUCUUUAGACGAAUUAACAUCGAAGCUUGAUUAUUCAGUGCAACAUUUAAAUUAUAUCUAUACGGACUGUGUUGUAGUAAAUCAUCCACUAACAAUGUGUUUUGUUCUACCAUCUCCUACUGAAAAACAUCAUCUAACAAUGGAAGUUACUAUGUUUUAUAUUUAUAAGUCAUUUUUUCAAUCAUAUCAAUCUGUAAAGGUCUUUAGUGUUCCUUCCAUUUCGUCCGAAAAAUAUGCAUCGUACUGUUGUAGUCAAGAAAAUUCCUAUAAUCGAGCAAAGUCAUUUUCUGUUCCUAUCUAUUCCCAACGAAAUUUAACACGGAUAAAGAACGAGCUUCGUAUAAAUCGAUCACAUUUUUGCGCAAGUUGUACAAUUAUCGAUCAUCAUUUCCUAAACUUAUUCGUUCUUCCAUCUAAAGAAAUAAAGAGCUCUCAUCAAGAUAAAACUUCAAUAUUAAAAUACACCUCAGAAGAGUCUUUACUUGAAAAUAAUAUAAUUAAAAUAGCAAGAACUAGAGCGAAAGCUUUUGAUAAUAGAAAUUUUUCUCAAUCAAUUAUACUUACAGACAAUUUUAUUGAAAAUAAAAUAUUUUCCAUUCCGACAACCCGAAGAAAAGAAUUUUUUGAAAAUAUUAAUAAAUAUGUAAAAACAAUUGGAAUAUAUUCUAUCUUUGAUCUUCAACGUAUUAACUCGUCACAUGAAAGAAUACUUGGAGUAAACAAUCACGAAAUACAAUCGAUGACUUAUCCAUGUCUUUUCUUAUCAAGAGAUGCAAAUCAACAAGAAACUCUUUCAGAAAUUUUCAAACGAAAUACUGAUGUAUCCAACGUUCUCAAUUUAACUUCUAACUUAAUUGGAAAGAUAAAACAUCCUUCAGAUUCAGAAGAAAAUGAUUUACUUCAAUCAUUAAUUAGAAAUUCUGCUAUUUGUGGUAAUAUCUCGAAAACUACAAAUUACUUGGUGCACUUGUCUGGAUGUGAGUCGCUGAGAAUGGAACCGAAGUUAUUAUUUAAUUUAAAUCAGUGGUCGCCAUCUGUUUAUGUUUCAUCUGUUCUAUCUCGAAGAGAUGGAUUAUGUUUUGAAUUGCUGGAUAGCAUAAAUUUAAAUUUUUCUGAAUUAUUUAAACAUAGAUUCGAUAUACAGAAAAAUAAUUCGGACUUUUUUAAUUCUGUAUCAUUCGAGGUUCCGACUGAUUCUAAGACAAAAUAUCCAAAUUACAGUCGUAGCAAACAGAUGAGCGAAAAACAAUACGGAAAUAUUGAUUCGGAACAAUUGCUAUCUACAUUUGCGGAACGUCUUAAAUUUAAUUCUGCAGACGGUAAUAUUUAUUCAUAUUCUCUUGAUGUACUAAAAGACUUCAUAUUAACAUUAUAUUUUACAAGUCCCGGAAGUUAUGAUCAUGUCAUACAAAAGUUUAUUCAGAAAACAAAUAGAGAAAAAAUAUCUGAAACUACCGUUUCUAAGAAUUUAGAUUCAAUCUUUUACAAUUUCUGUUCCAUCAAAAACAAAUGCAAAUGUAAGGAAUAUAAUGUUAGGGAUAAUUUGAAAUCAUGCGAGACCGAUAACGAUAAUGCACUGUUAUGUAAUCACCAAACCAAACAGAGAACAUUUACUAAAUCUCGGAAGAAUUGGAUCAGAAGACAGAAUUUUCCAAUAUUACAUGAAAUAAACAUUAUAAAUGGAAAUGGAAAUUCGUCGGAACAAGAGGAAAAGUUUGACGUGAAAAUUAAAUAUUUCGACGAUUUUAACGAACGUAAAAUUUCAAGAUCAGAAAACGAACGUAUUCAUAUUUUCGGACGUAACAUAAAAUCAGAAAAUUGGAAUGGUGAUAACACGACUACUGAAAAUGUAAAUUCAAAAACUUCAGUCGAAAAAAUAAAAAAAAUUACAAAUGAAAUAAAUAUUAAACCAUACAAAGUAAAUAAUACAUUAACGAGAUUUCACGGAAUUGAUUUUACUGACGAAGAAAUUAUCUUAAAGUUAUACAUGAGCGAUUAUUAUGAAAGAAUAUACAAAUUAUACAAAUAUUAUUCGAGGGAAGUGAAAAAUAAAACUAUAAUUAAACAUGAUCCAACAUUAUUCAGUAAGCAGAACAUUAAAAAAGUGCAGUAUAACUUUGAUAAGCUGUUAUACGGUUUUCGCAAUACAUCCGAGAUCCUUGACGAAAUUACAUCAUACACAUAUUUAAACGAUUGCAAGUUAAAAAGAGAAGGGAUUAUUUUCGAACGAGAUGUAAAUAAAUUGAGAAUCAUGAAUAAAGUCGAUUCUAUUAUAGAUGAAAGGAUAAGACAUUUGAAGGAGAAUAUCUUGAGAUAUUACUAUCGCGAAUGCUACAGAAAACUAGAGAGAAAUUCAAAGAGAGUUUUAACAAACGAAAAUAGUGACUGUAGCUCGAAAAAAACUAACGAAAGGACUCGCCAUACAAAUGCAUAUAAUACUUUCCACCAACGAUUUACAGAAGAGAAGAAAAAGUGGGAAGAAUACAAAUCGACAGAACUGAGAAGAAAUAAAAAUACACGUGAUAAAUACUUUUUAACACAUUUUCAACGGUAUGAUUUAUAUUCCAAUAAAAUACCCGAGGACGUAAUUUUAAAGCUCUACUUAAAAGAUUACAUUAAAAUGUACGAAACGAAUAAUUUAUCUUUUAAAAGAAAAUUGUCAGGAAAGGAAAUAAAUGAUUUUCAACCUUUAAUACGAUAUAAACCUAAAAUAGAUAAACUUGAAACGAAUAGCGAUAUAUCGAUGCAACGUAACGAUAUUAAAUCAUCUCGUGAACUACAAGAUUUUAUAUUUUCCGAGCUUUCAAUAAACCAUUUACGUAAUAUCGAAGAAAAAAACAAUGCAUUUGACGCCAUUUUAAAAUUUUACAUGAUUGAUUACUACGAAAGAUUGAAUAAAAGAUUGAAAUGGAAAAGAGACAUCAAUAAAUCAUCAAAUUCUUUAUUCAAAUCUAACCCCAGUUACUAUAAAAAUAAGAUUGAAAGUAAAGAAAUGUGCGAGUUAAAAAAGAUUAGAUAUCACAAUAAAAACUAUAACUUCUGUUACAAUAAGAAACUUUCCGAAUUCGUGGUACCUACUAAUCUAUGGAAGGACGAUAUCAUUUUAAAAUAUUAUUUCCUUUCUCCAUUUCCAUUUAUUGAUGGCACGAAUAAGACGAGAUUAAAUAAGGCUAUAAGAGAAGAUAAUAAAGUUUUAAAAAUACAAACUGCAGCUUCCGACGAUGAUAAAAAAUACGAAAAUAAUCCAAUUAAAAUGUCAUUUAUAGAUGAAAAUGUUUAUAAAAACAAAACAAUAUACGAAAGGAUUUUAGAAACUUUUAAAACAGUUUCGAAACACCGAACAACGAGAAUGAAACCAAAAGAGUUUAUGUUUAACGAAGAGUUUAUUAUUAAAACGGAAAGAGAAAUAGAAGUGAAAAGAAGUAAAGUUUUUCAAAGAAGAGAAGUCAACACCGACGAAGAUGUAGCAAUUAUAAUCUCGUCGCAAAAAAUUCAAUAUUUUCCUAAAGUGUUGGACAAAUUAACAACAAUUUCUGCAAUUCCUAAAGGAUUUGACGUGAGGAAACAAAUGACAGUUCCAAUGUUAACGCAAAACGGAAACGCUGUUGUUGAUCUUAAAAAUAAAAAGAAGAAAAUGACGGAUGUAAAUAAAGACGUUUCCAAAUCCCAAUUUGAAAUGAACUUCAUGAAUACAAAGUUCAAUCAAACGGGAAGAAAAAAGGCGUUCUAUACUUACGAAACAUCAGUUUAAAUGUUUAUAUUCAAUUUCCUUGUGAUAGUUGUAUUUUUUUAAAUUUUAAAACAUUAUUAAUAUAUAAUUGCA